This is a messenger RNA of Saprolegnia parasitica CBS 223.65, 456 nucleotides long. RefSeq lists its product as hypothetical. NCBI's taxonomy places the organism in Eukaryota, Oomycota, Saprolegniomycetes, Saprolegniales, Saprolegniaceae. Bases 21 to 431 code for a protein of 136 amino acids. The transcript is spliced from 4 exons. The record is from RefSeq and is a predicted model, not a curated record.
UAGUUGGUGCAACUGGCGCCAUGCGCUCGGACCCGCUGCAGGCGCACCUCAAGAGGCUCAUCAAGGACGACCGCGAUGUGUCGCAGCUCCGGGCCGAGUCGUCGGCGCUCCUCUGCGACGUCACGCGCGCCUUCGUGCUCGAGCUGGCCGAGCGCUUGGUCCGCGAGCUCCGCGCCAGCGGCAACCUGUCGCCCGACGCCUUCAAGGCGAUGCUGCUGGCCGAGCCCGCGUUCGCGCCCCUCCACGGCUUUAUUCAAGACAUGACCGUACUCGAAACCAAGGCCAUGCUGCGGAAGCGCAAGAAGGCGGCGCCAACCGCUGCCGCCAGCGACAAGCGCGCCAAGCUAGCAGCUCCUGCGCCCGAGCCCGAGCCCGUCGUGGAUGCGCCCGUAGCGAUUGCAGAGGACGACGACUACGACGCAAGCGACUGAGCGCCGACCGACCCUAUCCCUUCGU